AUGGCCGACGCUGUGGUCCUCACUCCGGACCAGAUAAAGCAGCUCCUCGCACAGCAGCAGCAGCAGCAGAAUGGCGCUGGCCCUUCCACUUCCUCGGCGGCAAUUUCACAAGCAGCAGCAGCGCCUGCAGCGCCCGCAACGCCCGCAAAGCAUCGCAUCAAGACCAGCUUCAAAAAGGAGCGCGCCUUUGAACCCUUUUACACCGGCGGGCCAAUCGCCUUGACCCCAGACGGCCAGUGGCUCGCCGCCACCCACGACGAAGAGGUCGUCAUCCUCGACGUAAACACCGGCGCAGUCCUUCACCGCAUCGAAAGCGACACCGAGCCCGUCACCGCCCUCACCAUCUCCCCCUCGGGCUCCCAUCUCAUCGUCGCAUCCCGCUCCCUCGCAAUCCGCACCUACUCCCUCCCCACCUUUGACCUCGUCAGAUCAACUCCAAAGGCCCACACUGCACAGGUCAACGUCAUCCUCGUCGACCCAACCUCCACCCUCGUCGCAACCGGAAGCUCGGACGGCAUCGUAAAGGUGUGGGACAUUGCAGGCGGCUACUGCACCCACGUCUUCCGUGGCCACGGCGGAGUCGUUUCCGGUCUCUGCUGGAACCUGCCCGACCCCGCCCUCGAGGUCGACGCGCAAUCAGCCGCAAAUGCCAAAUCAAAGGCAAAGGCCAACAUCGCCACCCCCGCACAGAGGCGCAUCGAGCUCUUCACCGGCUCCGUCGACGGCAAGAUCCGCCUCUGGGACCUCGCCGCCCGCACAGAGGCCACCCACCGACCCGUCGCCACCCUCAAUGGCCACGCAUCCGUCGUCCGCGGCCUCGCCGUCACCGACGAUGGCACAACCCUCGUCAGCGGCUCGCGAGACAACUCCAUCAUCGUGUGGAGCCUCGUCGACGGCCGAUGGAGGCAGCGCGACACCUUGGCCGCCAACGAGGGCGUCGAAUCCGCCGGCUUCCUCGCCAGGGGCGCUUCCCUCUCACGGCCCCAAGGCAGCCCCAAGGGCAAGCAGCGGCAGCAACCCCGGCAGACGCUCUUCUUCACCGGCGGAUCCAACGGCCAGGUCAAGCUGUGGGACGUCGUCGCCGGCAGCAUCGUCUGCCGCGAGCCCAGGAGCCUCACCCAGCAGAUGGCUCUCGACGAGGUCGCGGCGGGCGUGCGCUCCCGCCGCACCGCUGGCGGCGACGGCGGCGGCGAUGACGAUGAUGCAGAGGAGACACGAGCCAUCACCGCGGUCCACUACCUGCCUGCGACGGCGUCGCUGGUCUCCGUCCAUGCCGAUCAAAACAUUGUCGUGCGCUCCGUCGCCUCCCUCUCUCCCGCCCUGUCCACUGCCGACGGUGCCGCUGCCGCGCUACCGCCGCUCACCAAGACGCGGCAGAUGGUGGGUUUCAACGACGAGAUUGUCGACGUGGCGCUGCUGUCGGCGCGCGGCGAGGCGAGCGAGACGCACGUCGCGCUUGCCACAAACAGCCGCUCGAUCCGCGUCUACACAAUCGACUCCGAGGACCACGACGUCUCGCUCCUCUACGGCCACUCGGACGUCGUCCUCUGCCUCGACCGCUCCCCCGAUGCGCGAUGGGUGGCGAGCGGUGCAAAGGACCGCACGGCAAGGAUCUGGGCGUGGGUGCCCCAGUCCAGGCUGCCUCGGGCGCAAGGGGAUGCCGCGACGGCCGGCGAGGUUGCCGGUGAGAGCGUCGAGCGAGGUCAGAAGACCAAGAAGGCGAAGGCCGCAUCGAGCGACGCCAAGGGGGACACGGGCGAUGCUGACGGCGACUCGACCGGCGGCGAGUGGGUCUGCGUUGCCGUCUGCGAGGGUCACGCUGAGAGUGUGGGCGCCAUCGCCUUUGCGCGCCGCGCGGUCUCCCCCGGCGCCAUCGGAGCGCCCUUCAUGAUCACCGCCAGCCAGGACCGUACCGCCAAGCUGUGGGACCUGUCGGCGCUGUCGGAGCUUCUGGCGCCCUCGUCGGCGGCGCCUAUCACUGCGCCGCUGCGGCUCAAGUCGCUGCUGACGCUCAAGAUCCACGACAAGGACAUCAACAGUCUCGACAUUGCGCCCAACAAUGCGCUGCUGGCCUCUGGUUCGCAGGACCGCACCGCCAAGAUCUUUGCCAUCAGCUACGCGCCACCGUCCAAGUCCAACGGCUUCACCGCCUCGGCGUCGCUCAAGCCACUCUCGACGCUCAAGGGCCACAAGCGCGGCGUGUGGUCGGUGCGCUUCUCGCCCGUCGACCUGGCGCUGGCCACGGGUUCGGGCGACAAGACGAUCCGGCUCUGGGGGCUCAAGGACUACACGUGCGUCAAGAUUUUCGAGGGUCACACCAACAGCGUGCUCAAGCUGCAAUUCUGCUCGGCGGGCAUGCAGCUGCUCAGCUGCGCCGGCGACGGCCUCGUCAAGCUGUGGGGCGUCAAGGAAGAGGAUUGCGUCGACACCCUCGACGGCCACGACGAAAAGGUGUGGUCGAUUGCGGCGACGCGCGACGAGUCGCGCAUCGUGUCGGUGGGCGCCGACUCGGUCGUCAACUUCUGGCUCGAUACAACUGAGAUCAACGAGAGUGAAAAGCGCCGCCAGCGCGAGGAGGAGGUACUGCGCGAGCAGGACUUUUCAAACUACCUCACGCUCCGCGACUUCCGCAACGCCAUCGCCCUUGCGCUCGAAAUGGGCCAGCCGCGCCGCUUGCUCGGCCUCUUUACCCAUGUCGCAGCGUCGCGGCCCGACGGUGGUGACGGCGCCACGGCGGGAGGACUCUUGCUCGACUCGGCGCUCCAGUGCGGAACAGCGGGGAACUUGGCCGCCGACCCGGGCAGCGGCAAUCUCGAUGCGCUGGCGCGUGGCGGCGUCCUCUCGCUGCCGUCGGUGGGCGCCCGCGGCAAGAAGGGUUCGAAGAACAAGGGUGGUGUCGCGUCGGAGCUCUCGCCCGAGGCGCAGCGGGACGCGGCGAGCGUGACGGGCCUGGCCGCCGUCGACGAGGUGCUGUCCAGUCUGACGCCUUCGCAGCUGAUCCAGCUGCUGGCCUUCGUCCGGGACUGGAACACGUCUACGCGCACGGCGGGUGUGGCGCAGACGGUGCUGCAUGCGGUGCUGCGCUUCCACGGCGCGUCGUCGCUCAUUGAGGCAUUUGACGCGUCGAGCCAGGCGCGGCGCGACGAGGCGGCGCAGCGGCUCGAGGACGUCGAGCUGGGUGUCGUCGAUCCGCACUCGAAGCGCGAGCGGGAGCGACAGCGUCGCGAAGCGGCGCUGCGCAAGAGCGGAAAGGGCGCCAUAGAUCUGGCUGGCCUGAUUGAUGGGCUGCUGCCGUACACGGAGCGACACUACAACCGCGCCGACCGCAUGGCGAUCGAGGCGAGCAUGCUCGAGUUUACCCUCGGGUCCAUGGACGCCAUCCUCGGACCCAUCGAUGACGACGAGGAGGAGGAGGUGGAGAGGGGAGAUGUCGACGAGCGAGGCGAGGUCGAGGACGUUGAGAUGGCACCAGACGAGACCGUCGCUGCUGCGUUUGACGACGACGACGAUGGCGAGGCAGCGGGCGGCGACGAUACGUUUGGGCAAAAGCUCAAGACGCAGUCGAAGAAGAAGGACAAGCGGAGAAAGAAGGAGCAGCAGCAGCAAAGCAAGGGAAAGAAGGGGGCGGUGCAGCAGAGGCGGUACGAAGACGUGUCGGCCUCGGAAGAUGACGACUAG
This is a messenger RNA of Pseudozyma flocculosa PF-1, 3678 nucleotides long. RefSeq lists its product as uncharacterized. Bases 1 to 3678 code for a protein of 1225 amino acids. Gene Ontology annotation, biological process: endonucleolytic cleavage in 5'-ETS of tricistronic rRNA transcript (SSU-rRNA, 5.8S rRNA, LSU-rRNA); endonucleolytic cleavage to generate mature 5'-end of SSU-rRNA from (SSU-rRNA, 5.8S rRNA, LSU-rRNA). The record is from RefSeq and is a predicted model, not a curated record. NCBI's taxonomy places the organism in Eukaryota, Fungi, Basidiomycota, Ustilaginomycetes, Ustilaginales, Ustilaginaceae. Gene Ontology annotation, molecular function: protein binding; U3 snoRNA binding. Gene Ontology annotation, cellular component: nucleolus; small-subunit processome; 90S preribosome. The transcript has a single exon.